AUGUUUAGUAAUAAUCCAUAUGUACAAUCACCAAAGAACCUUGUAAAACUCCCAUCAGUCAGUGAUAUCAUCAAAGAUGGUAUUGAAACCGUCAAGCAUACUGAAUGGAAAGAGGACCAAACACCAUUAUUCUGGAGUUUAUCACAUAUCCUAAGUGAAUUACCAUUAAUUGGUGAUAAAAUCAUUCAAAAUAAGGGAUAUGUUAAUAUUACACAUACAAAUUUAUUUGUUUCACCAACUGGAGAAAUACCAAGAAUUGGAAUUCCAGAUUAUUUAGUUAGACUUGUUAAAUUCUCGCCAUGCUCCAAGGAGUGUUUCAUCAUGAUCAUCGUUUAUAUUGACCGUUUGAUUGCCAAAUCAAAUUUCAUUGUCAAUAGUUUCAAUAUUCAUAGAUUAUUAAUCACAGCAAUUAUGGUUGCUUCCAAAUAUAUAGAUGGUGUUUCAAGAGAUGAACUUAAUAAGUUGGAAAUGGAUUUUUUGACUUUGUUGGAAUUCGAUGUUUCUUGUCCAUUGAAUGAGUAUCUUGAUUACUUUGGAUUGUUGGAUACAUUCGUUAACCACAUCAGACAACAAAGACAAAAGCAACAGAUGAUGAUGAUCAACAAUCAACCAUUCCACUACUCAUGUUCAACUGCCGCACCAUCUAUUUCCACCAGUUCCAACAACGGUUCCAGUAAAUCGUCGUCGCUUCUCAUUUCGAGAUCAAACAACAACAAAAACCAAAUGCCAACAUCAACCUACAAUACCAUAGUUCAUCAUCAUCAUCCCCAAAACACCAAUACCAAUGUCACAGUAAAUCAACAUAACAAUCAUCAUUACCAAUCAACAUCAUCAACAUCAAAUAUUAAUAAUCUCAUCAAUAAUAAUAGUAAUUCAAUUGAAUUGCCAACUAAUGUAGUUCCACCAACUACAAAUUCAAUCAUUUCAACAAGAAGGAAAUCUCUUAGAGAUCAACAACCAAUUUUCCAAUUUCCAAAUGGAGUACCAACUUGUAUCUCAUAA
This is a messenger RNA of Heterostelium album PN500, 1002 nucleotides long. RefSeq names its product cyclin family protein. Gene Ontology annotation, cellular component: nucleus; cyclin-dependent protein kinase holoenzyme complex. Bases 1 to 1002 code for a protein of 333 amino acids. Gene Ontology annotation, biological process: regulation of cyclin-dependent protein serine/threonine kinase activity. Gene Ontology annotation, molecular function: cyclin-dependent protein serine/threonine kinase regulator activity; protein kinase binding. NCBI's taxonomy places the organism in Eukaryota, Evosea, Eumycetozoa, Acytosteliales, Acytosteliaceae. The transcript is spliced from 3 exons. The record is from RefSeq and is a predicted model, not a curated record.